AUGGAUGGUAUCGUCUUCGUCCAUGGAUUUACCGGCCAUCCCGAGCGCACUUGGCUCCAGCCAUCGCCUUAUACUUACCAGAAGCAAGCCAUCGCUGGAACCAAGAACGCACGGUCUUCGAGGUUUCAAGGCAUAUUAGAUAGCUUGAAAGGACGGCCGAAGAACAAUGUGUACUGGCCCAGAGAUUUGCUGCCCACUAUUCUCCCUGACGCGAGAGUCCUGACAUAUGGGUACGAUACGCGAAUCAGCCAUCCGUUCGGCCCGCAGAGAAGCCAGUCCGGGGUCUACGCCAUCGCUCGUAACUUUUUAUUCGAGCUCGAGGGCAGGCGUCAACCUCCAGGUCGGCCAAUUAUAUUCGUUGUCCACAGUCUGGGAGGUAUUGUUCUGAAGCAGUUGUUGAAAACAUCCUCCGAGAGCCUUGACGAGCGCGCCUUCUUGAAGGACGUUUACGACUCAACGGCAGGGGUUUUGUUCUUCGGCACACCACAUGCAGGUGCUGACCCACGGGGGCUGGCGCAUCACGUUGUCCAAUCGAUCGCUAAAGCGAUGCGGAUCUCAGCCAAUUCUCAGAUCCUAGACACUCUGCUGCCUUCUUCCGAACGACUUGAAGAGCUCAGAGACCAUUUCAGGCCCAUGGCUAUCCGCCAAAACUGGUUGAUUUACUCCUUCCAGGAAGCUCUUCCGGUUCAAUUGCUGGGCAAGAAAGUGGUCGAAGACGUCUCGUCGUGCCUCGAUAUACCUCAGGAGAUCAGGCAACACAUCCACGCCAACCAUAUGGGGAUGUGCCGCUUCAAUGAGCUGGAAGAUCCGCAGUUUCAGAAAGUCAAGCAUGCUCUGCGCAGGCUUGCCGAAGCUGCCUUGACUCGAAUACGAGCUACAUCACCGGGUCUAUCUAUGGAGUCGGACGACACUGACCUCACGGAAGAACAAAAGAAAGUCUUGAUUCAGUCCUUGGCGUUCGAGCAGCUAGAUGCGCGCCAGGGAACUGAACGCCAUUGCUGGGAUGUGGGUAUCCUCCAAGAGCUUUUGGAAGCGGCUGUUGAACACUUGGAAAAUCAUUUGGUUACGUUUUUCAUCGAUGCCCUAGAUGAGUGCAAAGAUUCCGAUGUUCACGACAUGAUCGACUUCAUGAGACGCAUGAGCCAGAAAGCUAUUCUAUUCGGAAGCCAGGUGCGCACAUGCUUCUCUAGCAGACAUUAUCCCAUCAUCACACUGGAGAGAGGUAUCGAGGUUGUCCUAGAAAACCAGACUGGCCAUGCCGAGGAUAUCAAGGAGUACAUCGAAGCUAAACUCAAGCUCGGUCCGUCUCAAGCAGCGAAAGACUUUGGUUCAGAGGUACAACAAAAGGCAGCCGGCGUUUUCAUGUGGGUCGUACUUGUUGUACACAUCUUGAAUGAUGCCCAUGUUGGCGGCCAAGGUCGCAUCCAGGAACUCAGAAAGCGGCUCGACGUCUUGCCACGAGACUUGCACGAUCUUUUCAGAAAUAUCCUCGACAGGAACAACACGAAUUUAGAGCACCUUGCGCUUUGCCUCCAGUGGAUUCUUUUCGCCAGACGACCGCUGACCCCUCCAGAGCUCUACUUUGCUCUCCAUUGCGAUGGAAACACACUGGGGGGCCUCCAGUCUGCGGCGUGGGAUCGAGAGGAUAUUCCACUUGAUAUGAUUGAGAGAUUUGUCAUAACUUCCUCGAAAGGUCUUGCGGAAAUCAGACGAUCCCGACGACCAACCGUGCAGUUCAUUCAUGAGUCUGUUCGAGAGUUUUUGCUUAAAAGUCACGACAUGAUUAACAUCUACAAUUCAGUACCGGACGAAGUGGGAGGGAGAAGUCAGGAAAGACUUGAAAAAUGCUGCGCCAACUACAUUGAUCAUGUCUUCAACUCGAUUGAGAUGACGAAUUUUCUAGCUAAGGACUUGCCAGUAGCCCAUACCACAACUGAGAGCCGGCUUCUACGAGAAACCUGCGAGCGCAUUUUCCCAUUCUUGCGAUAUGCCGUUCAAAACGUCUUCCACCAUGCGGAAAAGGCUCAGCAGGCAGGGCUUCCACAGAACAAAUUUCUCGAAGAGUUUCAGUUCCAGCACUGGCUCGGCGUACUCAACAUCCUCCUGGGCCGCCAGACGCGCCGUUACAAGCAGAGUGGUCUUGAUUGCCUUUUGGCAGAAGGCAACCGGCCUGCACUACUCGAACUCGUUUGGCGCCAUACUCAUGCUCCCAGGCACGCGUGCUUUGUCAGUUCCGGCGCGCAUUAUGAUUACGGCUCGCCGCUCAUGGUGGCCGUGGCCCGCGAUAGCAGAGACGUCUUGAGGAAGGUUCUCGAUAUGCAAGCUUCAUACUGUGGCUUCGAGGAUCUCAUUCCUGACUUACAACGCGAAUGCGACAACGCACCGUCCCCACUGGUUCCGAAGGGGCGUGACUUCGACUUCCAACCUCACAUACGGAAGGCGGCGGGGAAUGCACUGUUAGCUACAUCGGAUCUAUUUGCCGCAUCCUCCACGUUGCUGCAAAUUCUCGCGGCUAUCUCAUGGCACUACCAAGACUUCUCGAGCAAUGUAGAUAACGUCAUUCGGCAUCUUCUGAGUGACAGAAACCUUCUUGCUCUGAAGAUUUUGUCUAGGAGCCCGAAACUUCGAUCAAAGUCUGGUAAGGUUUUCAGGGCAGGCACGCCGCAUCUGGUAGAAGCCUGCGUCUCGAAUCACAAAAAGAAGGUGGCCAUGCUGCUAGAAGUCGAUGUGCAGUUGGCCGUGUGUAAAGACGACUCGGGCAUCUGCACGUUGACCCAUGCCUGUCGAGCAGGCUACCCUGAAGUCAUCGCAAUAGUGCUCGAAGCGAGCAGGAGCGCGCGGCAAGAUGCGAUACAGGGUGGUGUUGAUGCGCCCGACCAUGUCAAGGACCAUCAGGCGUGCGAGGAGUUGGCGGAGCUUCUAGUGAAGCACAGCGAUCAUGACUUUUCAACGUCGAACAUGUCAGCGCUCGCUUACUAUGCCACCAAAGGGUCAGACAUCAUGGUUGAAGCAUUGUUGCGAAGCGGAGCAGGAGCAGACGCCGUUCCAUGGCAAGGAACGAACCUCCUGACCUGUGGCAUCGAAGGAGGCCAUACAGGCAUCGUCAGGAUGCUGCUCAAUGCCGGAGCGUCUGCGAAUGCUUCGUCAAGGUUUUGCCAGGCACCCCUUGCACUGGCAGCCAGCCUAGGGCAUGAUACGAUCGUGGCAGACUUGCUCAGUGCAGGAGCAGAGGUCAACCACGAGUCAAUCGACGGUCGAACCGCACUCUCCCAUGCGGCCGAGAACGGCCACCACGCAAUAGCCAUGCAGCUGUCGCAGCGAGGAGCCGACUUGAGGCACGAGUCCGCAUAUGGGAGAAACGCACUUUCAUACGCUGCUGAGAAUGGUCGCGAGACGAUCGUGGAUCUCCUGCUCGUGCAACAUGUGCACGAGGCGAUCUCAGGAGCAGAUGCCACUGCGCAACACUCCGACUGUUCACAGAUUGUUCCAUCCCGGCAGUGUGCGUCCACGGAACUGAAAAGCCUCCUCACACCACUGCACUACGCGGCAGGAGCGUGCCACAGCGGCAUCGUCGACCGACUGCUGAAGAGAGGAGCCGAUGUCGAGUCCCGGAACGCGUGGUCGCAGACCCCACUGGUGUUCACCGCCGCAGCAGGCUAUGCGAACUUUGAUGUCCUCUCCCUAGCCAUUGGGUCCACUCUCAUGUCCUCUCCGCAAGACACGGCACCCUCCUCGCCAGCUGACAGUAUCGGCUUUGCCCACGCAUCAGCUCCAGAGAUGGAUUCGGGACCGGUCCCGGGUGAAGAUGCCCUGACGUUGGAGACCGAGGCAAUCCGCUCGAGGCGUCUUGACACGGUCGAGCUCCUGCUUCUCCACGGAGCACUCAUCGACAGCGCAGACGACGACGGCCAUACGGCGGUGGCGUGGGCUGCUGCGAGAGGUGACACGGACAUGCUCAAGCUUCUCAUCGAGAGAGGCGCGUCGGCUGAUGUGACUGAUACUCUGGGGAGGACGCCACUGAUGCACGCCAUCAGGUUUGGGCACGCCAAGGCCGUUGCCUUGCUGCUUCAUACAGGCGAAGCUGCUGCUGACUCGAAGACGUUGGUCCUGGGAGCUGGACGGGAAGAAGCUGAAGACCGGGAUUGA
This is a messenger RNA of Verticillium dahliae VdLs.17, 4146 nucleotides long. Its product is annotated as ankyrin repeat domain-containing protein. The record is from RefSeq and is a predicted model, not a curated record. Gene Ontology annotation, molecular function: protein binding. Gene Ontology annotation, cellular component: ciliary inversin compartment. Lineage: Eukaryota; Fungi; Ascomycota; Sordariomycetes; Glomerellales; Plectosphaerellaceae. The transcript is spliced from 3 exons. Bases 1 to 4146 code for a protein of 1381 amino acids. Gene Ontology annotation, biological process: protein localization to ciliary inversin compartment.